Molecule: messenger RNA, 1568 nt
Organism: Saprolegnia diclina VS20
Lineage: Eukaryota; Oomycota; Saprolegniomycetes; Saprolegniales; Saprolegniaceae
Exons: 11
Coding region: 26-1498 (490 amino acids)
Biological process (GO): protein deubiquitination
Molecular function (GO): cysteine-type deubiquitinase activity; K63-linked deubiquitinase activity
Source: RefSeq, a predicted model, not a curated record
UUUCAAGUCCCCAAGCCAAGCCAAGAUGGUGCUGUACGUGGCCGACGACGACGACCGCGAUGGACCCUGCGACGUCGACAUGGGUGAGCCCGUCGAGGGCAUGGCCGACUGGCGCCGCCAGCUCCACGCCCACGAUAGCAUCGACGUCCAGAACGUCUUUGGCACCUGGUGCGCCGCCAUGCUCCUCGAGGCGACGUCAUCAUCCGUGCGUGUGCGCUUCCACAACAUGAACCCGGCGUGGGACGCGUGGUAUCCCAAGCACUCGCGCUGCCUUGCGCCGUCCUCGACCAAGGCCAGCAACGAUGCACUGCCGUUCACGACGGCGCAGACCGUCGACCUCUGCUUGCACACCGAGUGGAAGAGUGCGAACGUGCUGCGCGUCCGCACCGACGAGGUCUUUGUGCGCGUGGCCAACCAAGAGCGAUGGGUGCCGUUCCAGCCGUCCUGGCUCGCGCCGCAGGGCUGCCACACGGCCGCGCCUGUCUUGGAGCAUCCGGUCCCGCACACGCGCCGCGCCGUCACCACCGGAUCGUCCUUUGACACGUACUGCGCAGCGCUAGCCCAGCACGAGCUUGCCCUCGUGCCGGUGCCUGGCGACGGCAACUGCCUCUUCCGCGCCAUUAGCCACCAGAUAUAUGGCGACGACCAGUUUCACGCCGUCGUGCGCGCGAGCUGCCUGGACUACAUGGAGGCCGCGCAAGCCUACUUUGAGCCGUUUGUCCUUGGCGACAUGCCGGCGUUUCUGCGCUACGUAGCGCACAAGCGGACGCUGGGGGUCUGGGGCGACGACCCGGAGCUCCAAGCGCUCUGCGAGCUCUACGACCGGCCGCUCUACGUGUUUGUGUAUGACCCGCGCGUCGGCGCCAAAGUGCUGCGGACGUUCCACGAAGCGUCGACCAACCCGCGUCCGCCGAUGCGCGUGAGCUUUUACGGCGGCGGGCACUACGACUCGGUCGUGCACCGGGGUACGCACGCCACGCACCUUCUGCGAGACCCGCCGGGGACGUACGAGCGACGGCGUCUCGCUGACAUGCAGCGCCACCUCGCAGAGGAGCACGACGCGCUCGAGCGCUCGCGCCUCGAGUUUCACGGCCAGAGCUCGCUCGAAGACGCGUUCGCAGCGUCAUUGGCCGCGUACGAAGCCCACGUCGCGUCGUCCGUCGAGGCGAGUGACGUCGCUACGGUCCAAGCCGAGAGCGAGCGUGAUGCCCUCCAGGCGUCACUGUUGAGCAGCGUGCAAGCCGAGUCGGAGCAGGACCUCCUGCAGCAAGCUCUCCAAGCGUCUCUCCAAGACGCGCCUACUGCCAUCAAGAGCGACCAAGAUGACGACGAAGCCCUCCUUGCGGUGGCACUGCAAGCAUCGCUCGAGCCCGCAGCGUCACUGGACCCAUACGAGGAAGCACUGCGACGUGCGCUCUCCGAGUCGACGGCACACUUGGCUGCUGACGACGACGACGACGACGCGCUCCAGCUCGCGAUCCAGCAGUCGCUGCUGUAGCCCAAGAAACGCACAAGCUAUUACGUAUAUGCAAGUUGUCACUCGAUGGUGACCGAGGUGUUUUUGAGGA